Messenger RNA from Schizosaccharomyces octosporus yFS286, 3171 nucleotides. Its product is annotated as CMGC/RCK/MAK protein kinase Pit1. Lineage: Eukaryota; Fungi; Ascomycota; Schizosaccharomycetes; Schizosaccharomycetales; Schizosaccharomycetaceae. Gene Ontology annotation, molecular function: ATP binding; protein serine/threonine kinase activity. Bases 617 to 2572 code for a protein of 651 amino acids. The record is from RefSeq and is a predicted model, not a curated record. The transcript is spliced from 2 exons. Gene Ontology annotation, cellular component: nucleus; cytoplasm. Gene Ontology annotation, biological process: intracellular signal transduction; protein phosphorylation.
CUGACUUCGUAGUUUCAAUUAACGACUAUCCACCAUAAAUCUGCGACUACUACAAACGCACUUUAGCAUAAAGAGUAAUUUAAAAUAUUUUCUUUUUUGGUUCAUUAGCAUAUUUAAGAAUUUGAAUUUUUGAUAAAAGGAUCGAUUCGACUUGAGUUUUUGAUUUACUUUUCAGGUCAUAAACUAUACGUUGGACCGGAAAGCGUACAUUCUUUUGGAAUAAAGGCUUUUAUUGCGGAAAGUUUUAUUGCCCUUUUUUUUGUUUCUAUGGGAAUACUAUUUGAUAACUUCUGGUGAAGCAUGUUAAGAAGUAUUCAAGCUUUUCAUUAUAAGUUUCUGUCUCUUAGGUCGUCCCGAUAAUUUUUUUGAUUUUUGAUUGUUUUGUUUAAUAUCCACGUUGGUGAAAGCCGCGUUUUUCUUUGGUUUUUGGAGCGUUUGAUAUUUUUUAGCAUUUUGACGCUUUGUAACGCAUCUCAAUUUUAAACUGGGUUUCUAUUUAUAUCUUUAUUUUUGACUAUUUAUUAGCAAGGAUUUCUUCAGUCUUUAAUUUUUUUUUCCGUUCAUUGUUUGUUUCUAACUUUAGACUUAUACCUAUAUUUUGCCAGAAAUACUUAAUAUGAAAAAAUACUUGUGGAGAACGCCCUCUAUGGCAAAUCAAAAUGGGCGGUCGCUGAAGGAAGUUAUAAAAUGUACAGCUAUCUAUGAUGUUUUCUCUGUUGUGCAGAAAGUUGGUGAUGGAACGUUUGGUUCUGUACAUUUGGCUACCCGCAAGGGCUCGAUGAAGGUAGUUGCUAUAAAAUCCAUGAAAAAAAAGUUAAUGAAGAUAUCCGAUGCUGCUAGGUUACGUGAAGUUCAUUCCUUGCUUCAUCUGUCUGAGCAUGAUAAUAUUGUUAAUAUUUUUGACCUUUAUAUUGAUCAAUCUUUUUGUUUACAUAUUGUAAUGGAAUUUCUUGAGUUUAAUCUAUUUCAACUAAUUAAUUCCCGACGUGACAAGCCGUUUUCUUACAACAGCGUUCGAGAUAUUAUGAGUCAAAUAUUUAAAGGCAUUGGACACAUUCAUGCGAAUGGAUUUUUCCAUCGGGAUAUGAAACCUGAGAAUAUUUUGGUAUCGCCCAUAGAAAACUCUGAUGUAUACAAGGUGAAAAUUGCAGACUUUGGACUUGCGAGGGAAAUUAAUUCAAGCCCUCCUUACACUGAAUACGUUUCAACUCGCUGGUAUCGUGCUCCCGAAUUGUUACUCCGAGAUUCGUAUUACUCUUGUCCGGUGGACAUAUACGCUGCAGGUUGUAUGGCUUUUGAGAUUGCAACUUUACAGCCAAUAUUUCCUGGAAUGGAUGACCUUGAUCAAUUGUAUAAAAUAUGUGAAAUCUUAGGAAGCCCAGACGAUGAAUCGCAAAAGAUGGGAUUCGGAGGUGGUGGCACGUGGAAGCAAGCAGAAAAACUAACGAAAGAUUUGGGAAUUAUUUUGCCCAAAUCAGCACCUCUGAAUUUACGAGAGUUAUUUUCUCCGCCAUGGAAUGGAGCAUUUGCAUCCAUGCUGACCGAACUAUUACAGUGGAAUCCGGAUGCCAGACCUAGCGCACAAGCAUGUUUGGAGCUUGACUUCUUCGUUGCAAAAGAAGAAAAGGUUCAGAAACCAAGAAAAGAAAAAGAAACGAAAGCAAAUCAAGUCGGGAAGGUUGGCGAAACGCAAGUAUCCCUACCAACGUUUUCACUUCAGAACAUAUUUACCAAAGUUACAUUACCCUACGUUGAGGAUAAGACUGGCAAACGUUCCUCAACGCUUUAUCAAAAGUUCCAUAAAGGGAUUACGGGAUUUAAGCGGACGUUUCAAAAGGCGAACAAAUCGAAAAAGUCUACAAAAAUGUCACAGACGAUUUCAACACCAAUGUAUCGUCCGCCUUCUCCGUUUUUCCCUAUACUUCCGCAAAUACGUCCCUCAACGCCUUUGAACUUAAAGUUGAGAAACUACAUGCUUUCAACUGCGGAAUAUAAUGCGACCAACAAGAGUAUGCCGAUGUUUAUGGAAACGUCGCAAACCGAAGGUCCGAAUCAAUUGAGGGAUAAGGAAAAUACACAAUUUCGAAGAAAAUCAACGAAUGCCAGUACCCCCAGUUACUUCACUUCAUCUGCUAGAAACUCAAUAUUGUCAUAUUUCGAUGCGGAAACCUCUUCUCCUACAACCUUGAACGAUAGAAGUGCAACACUUCGUUCAAGCAAAUUCAGCGGACUCUCAAAUGAUAGUUCGCGGUCAACAGCACAAACGUAUUCCGUUUUGCUGGAGCCUUCCGACUGCGAAAAGACGCUGCUUUGGAAGAAGAGUAGUUUGAAAGGGGAUUCGAAUGCUCAAGUGACGAAGCGGUCUUUGAAGAACUUUAAAGGGGAAGAAGCCGACGAGGAAAAGAAUGAUUCCCACCAACAUCUUGAUUCAGAAAAACCUUCAAUUUUUUCUUCGGAUAUCCUUGAACACGAUUUCCCUGAUUUUUGUGUCACUUCCCUCGCAGAUACGCUGGGUGUUCCUGGCUUGACGUUAAAGUCCGAUUCACAUGUAACAUCUGAAACCAUUUCUUAAUUGCAUGUUGAGAGCGGCUUCUUUGAUUUUCUUUUUUAUUUUUUCUUUCUUUUUGUUGUCGUUUCCUUUUUUUUCGUUUUCGUUCGUUUUGGUUUUGGUUUUGGUUUCGGUUCGGAGUUACUUGGGUUUUCGUUUGUGUAAAGGUGAUUCUCUUUCAGUAUCUUGAAUCUGCACAAUGAAUGCAUUUUACUAAUUUAUUCUACUUUUGGUUAUAUUUUACACUCUGGCUUGCCUUGUCGAACCGAAAGCAUAAGUCUUUCUAUUGAAAAGAAAUCAUCGAUUCGUCUCGAUAUUUGAAUUUUUAUUUCUGCUUUUAAAUAAACGCCAUGGGAUAACCAACACCAUAGGCUUGAUUCUGUAUUACUUUCACUAAUCUUCUUUUGCUAGACUGGACUAGACUGGUCUCAAAACCCAAACGAAGAACAUUCAACACAGGCGCAUCUUGAUUAACUUCUUACCCUUCGCUUCCUCGCUCGUAUCACAAUCUUUCUCGUUAUAAUUCAAUAACGGUUCUUAAUACCCUUUCAUUAAUAAACAAGAAAUUAAAUAAUUUAUAUUUGAGCAUUUAAAGAAAAAUAAACAAACAAAUUGGUUACCGU